AUGGCUGGGCCUGAUCCAUUGAGAGGAGAGAAAGGUGUGAUGGAAACGAAGGGCGCACAAGAGGAGACGCUCAGCUCACCUCAGCAGCGCUCAAGAACCCUCAAGAGGCUACGGAGAGGGCCGCAGGCAGGCGGCAGUGAUGGCUGCACGGGAAGUGGAGGCGGCAGGGGUGGCGGCAACAGGGGCAGUGAUGGUGGGGGUAGGGGCGGUAGCAAAGCAAGUGGCACGGAGAGGAGUGGCGGUGGUGGGGAGGACAGCCGAGGGGCCAAGGGAGGAAGGCGCAGGAGUGCUGUGGGUGCGAGCAGCAGCAGUACUAUUGGUGGAAGGGGCGGGAGAGGGAGAAGCAAGGCGAUGGCUCGAAGGGUGCUGGACUUCAUUGAUGAAGAGGCUGAGGAGUCGGACCGUGAUGCCACACAGGAAGGCCAAGAGGAUGCUGACGUGGCAUGGGUGGAUGAUGACAUGGCGGAUUUCAUCGUCAGCAGGGUGGAGGGAGAGGGGAGCGGGGAUUUAGGAGAGGAAGAGGAGGAGGAGGAGGAUGAGGGGGAGGAGGAGGGAGAGGAAGAUGAGAGGGAAGAGAGUGGGGAGGAAGAUGAUGAAAUCGAGGAAGUGGAGGAUGACGACGAGGAGGAGAGAUAG
This is a messenger RNA of Closterium sp. Naga37s-1, 636 nucleotides long. The record is from the annotation of a GenBank genome assembly. Lineage: Eukaryota; Viridiplantae; Streptophyta; Zygnematophyceae; Desmidiales; Closteriaceae.